AAAUGCUACCAUUUGGUCCAUGUCCGAUCCCCUAUCUCAAAUUCAUAGGGAUCAAAUAUUUUCAGCAGCUUCAUUGAUAGAGUCGUCGUCGUCGUAACUGAGCUCUGUAACCCUCUUAGCGAGUAAGUCCGUAGCUUUCAUAGAAACAGGAAGCAAAUCCUUUGCAUAAACAUGUUUAGUUUCCAUCAAGAAAUCGAUCUAUCCUAUGUUAUGAUCACUUUGUUUUUUUUAUGGUUUCUCAAAAAAUUUCUAUAUAGGCCUGCUGCUAAAAAAAAUCUGCCACCGUCUCCUCCAAAGCUUCCAAUCUUAGGCAAUCUCCACCAACUGAGUGCAUUAACUCACAGAUCACUCCAAUCCCUAGCCAAAAAAUAUGGUCCUCUGAUGCUGCUUCACUUUGGCAACAAGCCAACACUCAUUGUCUCAUCAGCCGAUGCAGCAAAGGAGAUAAUGAAAACUCGGGAUCUAAUUUUUGCCAAUAAACCCGACUCAAGUGUUACCAGGCUGUUAAUGUACAACGGGAAGGAUGUGGCUGUUGCGCCUUAUGGUGAAUACUGGAGGCAAUUGAAAAGUAUUUUUGUUCUCCAGCUUCUAAGUAAUAAAAGAGCCCAGUCUUUUCAUUCCAUCAGGGAAGAAGAAACAGCCCUUUUGGUGAAAAAGGUAUCAGGCCUUGUUUCUGAAACAUCAUCACCAGUGAAUCUGAGUGAGAUGUUUGUGUCGCUAGCAAAUGAUGUGGUCUGCAGGGCAGCUCUAGGGAGGAAAUACAGUGAAGAGGGAAAUGGAAAGAAAUUCCUUUAUCUGUUGAGGGAAAUUUCGGAGCUGGUGGCCAAGGUUAGUGUUGGAGAAUUUAUCCCAUGCCUUUCAUGGAUUGAAAGGGUUUCCGGAUUUAAAGCUAGAGUGAACAAGGCUGCUAAAGAAUUUGAUGAAUUCUUGGAGGAAAUAAUUCAGGGAAGCUUGGAUGCUGGACAGGAUCUAUCAGGGAAGGAAAAUGGAAGUUCAGAAAACUUUCUUGAUAUUUUGACGGCGAUUUACAAGGAGAAUUCUAUAGGCAUCUCCAUUGAUAAGGACAGUAUUAAAGGAAUACUUGUGGAUGUAUUUGUUGGUGGAACAGAUACCACAUCAACCGUUUUGGAAUGGGCAAUGACAGAGCUGAUAAGACAUCCUAAAAUCAUGAAUAGAUUGCAAAACGAGGUGAGGGGUAUUCUUAAUGGAAAACAGAAUAUAACUGACGCCGACCUAGAGAAAAUGUAUUUUCUGAAAGCCAUCAUCAAAGAAACUCUUCGUUAUCAUUCUUCCAUCCCAUUUUUGACCCGAAUAGCAAGCCAAGAUGUCCAAAUAAUGGGAUACGAUAUAGCAGCUGGGACAAUGAUUAUAACAAACAAUUGGGCAAUCGGUAGAGACCCUGAAUCUUGGGAGGAACCCGAAAAGUUUCAGCCUGAGAGAUUCUUGAACUACCCAAUAGACUUCAGAGGACUAGAUUUUCAACUGCUUCCAUUUGGUGCGGGACGAAGAAGGUGUCCGGGAAUCAGUUUUGCAAUGGCAACCAUUGAAUUUGCAUUAGCAAAUCUUGUCCAAAAGUUCGACUGGAAAUUGCCUAAUGGAGAUAAAGGAGAGGAUUUGGACAUUACUGAACAUCCGGGUAUUACAAUUCAUAGGAAAAAACCUCUUCUAGCUGUUGCCACUCAAUAUUGCUUCUAAUGUAGAAUGCAAACUUUGUUAAUUUCAUGACUUUCUUGAUGUAAAAGCAGAAAUAUUAAAAAAUACUAUCUGAUUUUCCUUUUUCUAUUA
Messenger RNA from Olea europaea var. sylvestris, 1785 nucleotides. Its product is annotated as cytochrome P450 71A8-like. The record is from RefSeq and is a predicted model, not a curated record. Gene Ontology annotation, molecular function: heme binding; oxidoreductase activity, acting on paired donors, with incorporation or reduction of molecular oxygen; iron ion binding. The transcript is spliced from 3 exons. Lineage: Eukaryota; Viridiplantae; Streptophyta; Magnoliopsida; Lamiales; Oleaceae. Bases 172 to 1695 code for a protein of 507 amino acids.